AACUUUACCAUUCAGUGUGACACGGUCGAAGAGUGUGAUAGUAGUACGCUCCUUUCCAUGGAACUCGAGUGAAUGUUUAGUUCGUAUCGUUGGCUGACCCAAUUUCAUUGGUUGAGUGUAUUGAAUAAAGUCACCAGUGUUUCAGUGACUUUGGAAGCGUAUUCAUGGUUUAUGACUAACUGAAAGAAAAGUUUCGCAAGAAAGUGAUAGGCGUAAAUUCAGUCUGCUAUUCAACUUUUAAGAAAAUGCUGAAGUAACGGAAGGCUCCCAGGAAUUCAGUAGACCGUCGCCAUGACGACCACCAUCCACGGCCGUUGGAAAAACGACUGGCCUUUAUGGGUGACUUUUGGUUUGGUUCUGUCCCUCCUGGUAGCGAAGACCUCGACCCAGGACACCUACCACGGGUCAAGGGACGCUUCUUCCCGCUUGCCCUGGGAGGGUCCUCGCGAUAGCCACAGAAGCACCCACCAUCCGAGUCACAACCGCCAUCACCGCGACUCCGUGGAUCGCACGACGGCCAGAAGCUCUUGGUACGAAGUCAGCGGCCUCCGAGGCUCCAGCGGGAGACGCCAAGAUGCAGCUUCAUCCUCUUUCCCGCAGUACCCUUACGAUUACUCCCGCCAGAGGUCUCCUCCAUAUCACCAGCCGCUGCUGCAGCAGGAACCGCCCCCACCGGUGCCUCCCGCCCCUCCGCCGCCGCAGCAUCAUCAGCCGUCCUCCCGCCGGAGUCCCAGCGGGGGCGGCGCGAGGCCUGGCGUCAGGUCGUCGGGAACUUACACCAGUGAUCAUUCCAGAUCGCGGAGCAGCGGGUCGUCGUUUUCGUCAUCUUCUUCGUCAUCAGCGUCAGCGUCUUCGUCGUCAUUCCAAAGUCGGGCCAGUAGUAGUCAGAGAUGGCGCCCUUACAACCAGGGGCAUCCCGUCCACAGCCCCUGGGCGGACAUUCACGUGGCGCAUCGUCCUGCCACGCCCAGGAGGGACAAGAGGCCGAAUAUUGUGUUGAUCAUCUCGGACGAUCAGGACGUUGAAUUAGGAUCUCUGAACUACAUGCCGCGCCUGAUGAACAUCAUGAGAGAUGCAGGAGCCUAUUUUCCGCAGGCCUACACCUCCACGCCCAUGUGCUGCCCCUCCAGGUCAUCCAUGCUGACGGGGAUGUACAUCCAUAAUCAUGAGGUCUACACUAACAACGACAAUUGUUCGUCGACGCUGUGGCAACAAACUCACGAGCGCCGGACCUUCGCCACUUACCUUAAUGACGCCGGCUAUAGAACAGGUUAUUUUGGCAAGUACCUCAACAAGUAUAACGGCUCCCAUGUGCCCGUGGGAUGGCGUGAAUGGGCUGGACUCAUUAUGAACUCGAAGUAUUAUAAUUAUACCGUCAACAGGAAUAACCAGUGGAAGAAAUAUGGCGACCAGUAUCCUAGAGACUACUACCCACACGUGAUUACCAACGACGGUGUCCACUUUUUGGAGACGAGCAAGCGCAUGGAUCCCUCACCCCCUGUGAUGAUGGUGCUCAGUUACCCAGCGCCCCACGGUCCAGAGGAUUCUGCUCCCGAGCAUGCGCACCGCUUCUUCAACGCCACUGACCACCACACGAUGGCGUAUGAUUACGCACCCAACCCGGACAAGCAGUGGAUUCUUCAGUUCACCGGUAGAAUGCACGACAUUCAACUCAAAUUCACCGAUGUGUUGAUGACGAAAAGACUUCAAACGCUUCAGACGCUCGAUGAGUCUGUUCAGCGGAUUGUCAACACACUGGAAUCUCUUGGAGAGUUAGGCAACACCUAUAUCUUCUACACCAGUGACCAUGGCUAUCACUUAGGUCAAUUUGGCCUCGUCAAAGGGAAGUCAAUGCCUUUUGAAUUUGACAUCAAGGUACCAUUUUUGGUCAGAGGGCCUGGCGUUAGACCUGGAACACAGAUCAACAACAUUGCUUUGAAUGUGGAUUUAGCCCCAACGUUCUUGGACAUUGCUGGCAUCAAGCCACCACCACACAUGGAUGGCAGGUCCCUGUUGCCUCUUCUUAAAGCUACAGCAAGUGGACAGGAAAAAAGCAAAGACUGGAGAGACACUUUCCUUGUUGAAAGCUCAGGACGUAUUCGCGAAGAAGAUGCAUUAGAGCUAAGAAAAGAACGACAAGAACAGAGGGCCCUAGGUCUAGCUGGUGGAGCGUAUGGAGAAGGUGGUCUCUUUACAUCCAAACAUGAACGGCUGGAACUGGUUUGUGAGAGUGACAAGUACCGCUCUCCUUGCAGCCCUCUUCAGACAUGGGAGUGUGUUCAUGAUGGUCUACGGUGGCGCCUAAAGAAGUGCCGUGUUAAAUCCAAGUGGCGUCGUAGAAAUUGUGUUUGUGAACCAGAUUUAGGAAUGGGCUUCUUGGUGAAACUGGACUCUGAAGAAAGACGAAAACAAAGGCUGUUUUUGAAAAAACAUGUUACACAAGAUCUUAAGAAGUAUGAUCCAAAAUUUCUCAAGGCUUUUAGUGAUGUUGACAGCAGUGAAGUGGCUGAAGAGACACUGGGUAGAGUUCAGAGAAAUUCACGCUGGUUCCAUGGCAGUCAGAGAAGGAAAAAUAGCAGACACAGGAGAAGUUCCAUUAUGGAUGCACCAACAUUUGAUGAUGAUGUAGUUUAUGACGGAAUAGAAGAGGAAGAGGAGACAGAAGAGGAUGAUGAAACUGGCAUUGCAAAAGAUGAAGUGGAUGCAUUUGUUAGUGAAGAAGAAAUGAGAGCCAUUGAUGAUAAAAUUACAACAUUAGCUGAUGAGCUUCAAGGAUUAGAGACUGUAAGCAGUACAUCUGCAACAGUGGCACCUGGAAAUCAGUCUCUACCAGAUCACUCUACAUUUGGUUCUGAUCCAGUCCAUCUUGAACAUGGAUGCAGGGCCACAGAAACAUCAGUUGACUGUACAGAUGAAGUGUACUUGGAUCCUCAUGCUUGGAAAGUUAGCAAAGCUGCAAUUGACGACCAAAUCCGUAGACUGCGACAUCAACUCUUUGUUUUAAAGGAUGUAAGAAAACACCUGAGAAAUACCCGUCCAGAUUCUAUUGGAAGCGAGGGAGAUUAUGACUAUGAGGAUAACCAUGAAGAUUACAGUGAUUUAGAUGUAAGGCGUAUCCUUGAUGAAAAUCGUAGUGUGCCCUCAACUGAAGGCUCUGGUUAUGUUGACAAGCAGCAAGAGCAUACUCAGUUUGAUGAACACAUAGAGCCUGUUCACCACAAUGUCAGUGAACAUAUGAUAGAAGAAUCAGUAGUAAAUACUGAAAGUCCAUUUGAUGGUGAAUAUGAUGGAGACAGUAGUGAAGGCGUGGAUUAUGAGGACUCAACUGAAACAACUCCUAUUACUGUGGAAAUGGAUUCUUUUGGGGGGAUAGUACCAGGAGAAGAUAUUAUCAUUGGAAGGGAUUAUGAUCUUGAAGGAAUUCGAGGUCACAAGGAUAGGAAUUAUAUUCAUGGGAGAAGGCGAUCUAAAGGUAAAAAGGACAAAUUUGACAUUUUCCGUGACACACCACAUAAAAACAGAAACAAGAAUCGCAACAAAAAGAAUGGCAGGAAGCAAGAUGAAAAUGAAACUGCUCUGGAAUUAGAUGGAGUGAAACCAUCUCUUGUAGAAGAUCCCACACAGAGGGGACAUUUAGAGCCAGCUUCACAGUUUGAGUUCUACCCUUCACGAGGGUCCUUGCCUUCUCAUGGCCAGUCAUCUCCGAUUGCUGACAAUGAAACUACACCAAAGCAGCCUAUUUGCUGGUGUGAUAAAAGAAUGGCAACCAAGUUAGCCAUCCAGCAGGAAAGGGCAAAAAAGAGAGCAGAGAGACAAAAGUUGAAACUUGAACGUCUGAAACGCAAAGAGCAGAAAAUGAGGCGAAAGUUGCGGAAGUCCAAGGAUAGCCUUGCUGAAUGCAGCCAAAUGUUCUCCAAACUCAACUGCUACCAGCAUGACAAUGACCACUGGAAAACUCCACCUCUUUGGCAUGAUGGAAAAUUCUGUUUCUGCAUGAAUGCUCCAAAUAAUACUUAUUGGUGCUUAAGGACUAUUAAUGAUACACACAACUUCCUGUACUGUGAAUUCAUUACAGGAUUAGUCACUUAUUAUGACCUUAACAUAGAUCCUUAUCAACUUAGAAAUGUUGCAUUUACUUUAUCCAAUAGUCGAUUAGCAGAAUUACAUCACCGUCUAGAAAAACUUCGUGUUUGUGUUGGUGCUGAUCAGUGUGAUGACUUACCAAACGCACAGAGUGCAGGGACUGAAAGACAAGAAAAGAUUCCAGUGCAAGAUAUAAUGAAUAACCAUGCAGUCUUGAAUAAUGUGGUGCUGCCAGUUAGACGCUUAACAAAGGCAGAGCGAAUGCAGGAGAGGGAAGAACGUCGCAGAUUAAGAAAAUUAUCGAAGAAAUACAGAAAGAAUCAGCUGUAUGGAUCCAAAAGCAGACAAGUACUUGAUGCUGUAGGCUCAGGUGAACACAAAGUGAGACUUCCCAGGAAAAGCCGCUUGGAUAAGGAGAGAAGACGUGAAAGGCAGAAGGAGCGUAGGGACCGCAGAAGAAAGAAGAAAUCAAGAAGGAAUAGAAAAUUAAGACAAGAUUAGCAUAUGGUACAUUUUACUCAAUAACAAUAACUUUUUCAAAUGACUUCAGAUCUUACUAGACUACUUUAUAAUGGAUUCAUCACCUUCUCCUCUAAAGCAGCAAAGUAACCAACUUACAUGUAUGGCUUUAAUGUGUAUUGGUGUAAAAAAAUAAAUAAAUAAAAAAAAAUUAAAGUAAUUACAAUUAAGAUCAUUUCUCAUUGCAUUCACGAAAUACAUCCAAAUUAACUGUGUAUUCAUUGCUUAAAUUUCAUAUCCAUCAGACUUGUUAAUGUUAUUGAUGGUUUACAUAAACAAUGUAGUUUGACUGUAUCAUACUCAUUAUACAUGUUCAUAGAUUACAUAGAUGCUAUUAGAUUUAGAAAUGUCUGUGAAUAGAAUAAAUGUAUUUAUUAAUGUGUCCUAUUCUAAUUCCGGAAAACUUAAUAUCUGAUCAUGUGGUGUCAUAAGAGGAGCAUACCCACAUUACCCACCUGUGCUUUCAAGCUAAUCCCACGAGUACUGCACGCUGGUCAUAGAUUUAAAUGCUCAUUUGUUGGUUUUGAUUUUUAAAUUAUUUCGGCAAUUUACAGUAGGUAGGCACCUCUCAUAUUUUUAUAACAAUAGAAAUAAACUUUUAACAUAUCAUUUACAUUAGAUGCUUGUACUUAUUUCUGCAACUUCAUGCCAAAUUUACAGUAAGUGUACUAACUUUGUAUUGUGCUUGUAUCUAUUUUUUUAUCAUUUUUGACAUUAAUUGUAACAAUUUCAGUUGUAUAUUCCUCUGAAGUAGAGUCAUUUUAUUGUCUUGAUUGUUUUAAGACUUUGCCAAUUCAACUCUUGAGUAAUCAAGGUUUGGAAAGUUUAUUACUAAUCUUCUCCUUGGUUAAUGCUGUUACCAGUCCAUAUGUGGUUGUUUAAUUGUACAUUAAAUACAUAUUCCCUGUAAUAACUACUGUGCUUUACAGAUUACACUAGAGUCUUAUUAUUUGAGGCUUAAUUAAGAAUUUAUAUCAAUGUAGCUGUACUUGGGCAGUGUUUCCUUGAAUACUACUUAGCAUGGUACCAUAACAUUUUGUAUGAUUACAGUCACUUCCCCAAAUAGCAUCAUAAACUUUAGAGAUGAUCAUUUUGUUUAAAAAAUGGUCAUGGUUCAAAUUUUAAUAUGGACUGUAAGAAGUAUUUCUUAAUGUAAUUGGACAAUUGUUCUCGACACUGUAAAUAUAUACAAGAAAUACUA
Molecule: messenger RNA, 5803 nt
Organism: Macrobrachium nipponense
Lineage: Eukaryota; Metazoa; Arthropoda; Malacostraca; Decapoda; Palaemonidae
Product: extracellular sulfatase Sulf-1-like
Exons: 22
Coding region: 292-4584 (1430 amino acids)
Molecular function (GO): N-acetylglucosamine-6-sulfatase activity; glycosaminoglycan binding
Source: RefSeq, a predicted model, not a curated record